Linderina pennispora is the source of this 703-nucleotide messenger RNA. RefSeq lists its product as uncharacterized. Bases 85 to 579 code for a protein of 164 amino acids. Lineage: Eukaryota; Fungi; Kickxellomycota; Kickxellomycetes; Kickxellales; Kickxellaceae. The record is from RefSeq and is a predicted model, not a curated record. The transcript has a single exon.
CUGGAUCAGCACCAGCUGCUCCUACUCCUGCUCCCGCUCCGACUGCCCUGAUAAACGAUGUGUGGAAGCAGCCUGCGGUGAAGAAUGGCGAGUGGGUGUGCUCGCUGUGCAGUCUCAAGAGCCCCGGACUCUGCUGACAAAUGCAUCGUCUGCGAAGCACCAAAACCCAGAUUAGCUCCAACUGCGCCAGCUGCUAGCACCACUGUCCAGCCAUCGGCCGGUUGGGGACAGCCCUCGCUCGGGACUGACGAGUGGAAAUGCCCCACCUGCGACUGCAAAAGUCCUACAUCGUCAAACAAGUGCAUUGUGUGCGAGGCACCAAAGCCAGCGCCUGCUCCGGUUGCUCCGACGAACGACAUCUGGAAGCAGACUGCAGUAGUGAAGACCGGCCAGUGGAAGUGCAGUGUGUGCGAUCUCCUGAGUCCAGACUCGGCUGACAAGUGCACUGUCUGUGAAGCGCCUAGGCCCGGAUCCAAGCCCGUCCAGCCCCUAGCCGCACCCGUGCCGGCUUCUUCAUCCAAGAGCUUCUGGGGGCAGCCAUGUGCUCAAAGCCGACGAGUGGAAGUGCCCGACAUGUAGCUGCACAAGCCCAAAGUCUGCCAGCAAGUGUGUUGUGUGCGAGGCCCCGAAUCCCGCAGCAGGCAGCGGAAAAGCCGCCGGUAUCCAUCAGGGACCGCGUCAAGACCUUUGAGGCAGCCAAAUU